AUGAAAUGCACCAAGUACAUAUAUCUUUAUAAGGACAAAGUAAAUAUAAUUUUUGUUUUUUUUUAUCUUUCAGGAAACUUUGAAGCCUUAGAAGACUUGAAACAACAACUAAAUAAAGAAAAAAAACUACUAAUUGUAUCCGAACGUCUAGCAACAAAAAAUUAUGGAACAAACUCACGCUAUUCGUGCAAGCAGAAGUUUUGCAUUUUUUGCAAAACUCUCAAAACUAAUUUAGCACGUCAUUUUGAAAUUUGUCACUCAGAAGAGGCAGAAGUAAGAAAAUUCUUAAGUUUCAAUAAAGGUAGUCCUGAACGUUGCGAAAUUAUAGCAAAUCUACGAAAAAGUGGCAAUUAUAAUUACAACAAGAGCAAUAAAGAGAAUCCCAUUCUUAUCAGACGAGUGCAAAAAGGUUCACUAGACUCUUUACCAUGCCCUAAUUGCAAAGGGUUUUAUUCACAGAUAACACUAUCUCGUCAUUAUGCCUACUGCUGCAAAGAUCUGAAAGAUAAAAAUGCUAGUAGAUCUGUUUUAAGAGCUGCUCGUGCCAUGGUUAGUAAAAUUCAUCCGGCGGCAUGUUUGCAACUAAAAGAGAAAAUUUUGCCGCCAAUGAAACAGAAUAUAAUAUUGGAUACUGUCAAAAAAGAUAUGCUGUUAAUUUUGAUUGGCAAUUAUUUAGUCCCCAAAUAUAGAGAACACCAGGAGUAUAUGAUACGGAACAAAUUGAGGUUUCUAGCGACAUAUUUUUUAACUGUGAAAAAAAUUGAUAAUAGCAUUGACGAAUUUCAUAAGUUGUUCUACCCUCAACAUUUUGAUUUGGCACUUGAAGCAGUAAAACAGAUGGGAGAAAUUGAUAAUAAUUCAUCAGUGUACAGUAAAUCAACAUCCGCAUUGACCAUAACACAUUAUCUAAAAAUUUGUUGUAAUAUUUUGCAAAGUCAUUAUAUUCGAGGAGGAGACGAUGGAAACGAAAAAGCUGUUAAAAGAUUUUUUAAACUCCUGAAAACAGAAGUUCCUGGUAAAAUAAAUAAACCAGCCCAUAGAGAUCUAAAACGAGCUGGUGAAGCCCAAAGAAUACUUGUGGAGGAUUUUCGAAAUAUACAGACUUUGCGUGAUACAGUACUCCCAGAACUGCUCAACAAUUUAGGUGACAAUAGAAUAAAGAAGUUGAUUGCACAUACAAAUUAA
Molecule: messenger RNA, 1185 nt
Organism: Zophobas morio
Lineage: Eukaryota; Metazoa; Arthropoda; Insecta; Coleoptera; Tenebrionidae
Exons: 4
Coding region: 1-1185 (394 amino acids)
Source: RefSeq, a predicted model, not a curated record